Messenger RNA from Microthlaspi erraticum, 615 nucleotides. Lineage: Eukaryota; Viridiplantae; Streptophyta; Magnoliopsida; Brassicales; Brassicaceae. The record is from the annotation of a GenBank genome assembly.
AUGGAAGUGAUUGGCAAAAAAAAAUCUGGUAAUGCUACUACGCCUCUUCCUAACCAAGUUGGUGUUGAUGGAGUGAGUCCUACGCCAGUCUCUAAGGCUGGACAUGAGGAUGCUGCUGACUCUAAUCCGAAACGAAAAGCACGAAUGAAUGACAGAGAACAUUCUGCAAAAUCUCUAAAAAACCUUAAAACACACGGUGGCUUCCGAUUUGAAGUUGCUGCCAUCCCAAUGAGCAUACUGAGCUGGAACUGGGGUUUGAAGAAAGAUUUGGGAUAUGAUGAGUGUGUUACGGUUGAGCUUGUUGGGUUAAGUGGAGGCUUGUCGAUGUUGUGGAAGAAUAGCUUGGUAGUUGAGGUUUUGAGUUUGGACAAACGAAUCAUUGAUAUGAGAGUUGAGAUGGGUCCGUUGGUGUUUUUUCUUUCUUGUGUAUAUGGAGAUCCGGUGAAGGCAAAAAGGAGAGAAGUGUGGGAUAGACUUACAAACAUUGGUCUCUCUCGAGAUGAUCCAUGGGUGUUGGUAGGAGAUUUUAAUGAGUUGAUGGGUAACUCGGAAAAGUUUGGAGGCGCGGUCAGAAAUGACUCAUCCUUCUGGGACUUUAGAAUUUUGGGACUUUAG